Molecule: messenger RNA, 1929 nt
Organism: Lasiosphaeria miniovina
Lineage: Eukaryota; Fungi; Ascomycota; Sordariomycetes; Sordariales; Lasiosphaeriaceae
Exons: 3
Coding region: 1-1929 (642 amino acids)
Source: RefSeq, a predicted model, not a curated record
AUGUACAACGUUAGAGAUAGAGUGGCAUCGCGGCGGCGUGCCCCACGGCGCUCGACGUCCAGGCAUCGGUAUCCCAAUCCCCACGACGACGAUGACGACUGGACACUGUACGAUGAUACCGAGAGCGUCUCCAGCAGCGACUCUGAGGACAACUACAUGUAUCGGCCCCCUGUUAUUGUCGAUCCUCCACUCACCGUCGCGGAAAGCCACCCGCUAGACAUGCCUGCGUACGAGGUCUAUCGUAUCAGCAUGAACUCGAAUACCCGCAAAGUCGUUGGCGGCUACAGGUUCAUCGGCGUCAACGUGGAACAGUUUGAGCAGUUCAAGCCUUGGAACACUUCCCGGCCUGAGCAGUUCCAAGAGUCGGACCUGGCGGACAUGCAUCUUCGCGCCAUUAGCGAGUUCCAGGCAAAGCACCGUCGCUGCUUGGCUUCCCGGAUUCUCGGCGCCAAGGCCAAAACAUACGAGCAAGGUCUCGAGGACCGAUGCCGCAGGCUUCCCGCGCCUGUCCGGGAAGAACUGGCUCAUAUUCUCACCGCCCGGGGGAUCGCAACAUCGAGUGCUUUCCGCAUCCGAUCAUGGUCCGUCGCUGUGAUGCAAGAGCAGCUGCGUGAACGGUUUACCACCGCCGAACCGGUUGAGGUGAAGCGCCAUAAGAUUCGUUUCUGGAAGAAUCCCGGCUCCAAAGAUCUGGUUGACUAUCUGUUCGUCAUCCGAGGUGCCGAAACCAAGACCUGUAGCGGCAUUGAUGGUUUUAAGACAGCCACGCGAAACGGCAACCCCUGGGGACAGGCCGACAUAAACGAGAACCUGCGGAAGUUUCGUGAGGCGAGAGAGCGUCGGGCUGAGGACCGUCGUCGUGAGCGUGAGGGUUCGCCGGUAGAAAUUCGGCGAAGGCCCGUCACCAGAACGCGCGUUCCGGUACGACGCCGCAAUGAUUGGCAUGGGGACAUUGUUCCGCUUCCGAGAUACCCGGAGUCGCCGAGAUAUUCGUAUCGAUGUGCUCCUCCGCCGGCCCCGACUCCCCCUCGGUCAUAUUCCCCGCCACCCGGCGUUGCCAGGUACAAUAGACCGUCGGUGGUCGCGCCGCCGUACCCGGACACAUCAGUCCCGCUCCCCAUGCCAGUGCCCACUUCGCAAGACGUUUACGGCGACUACGCCAUGCCCCCGCCCCCGCGGCCGUUUUGCACCGUGGAUGCUCCCAUGUACAAUCCAGAUUAUUUCGGCGGCGGCGGUGAGCAGCGACAGCAGCAGCAUCUGUCGCCGCCGCCGCCGCCGCCGCCGUUUACACCAGAAGUUCUGCCGCCACCGCCGUUCGGCGGUCCUCCGGGCCCGUUAACGUACUACGGGUCGAAUUGCAAACCCUCGGCAUCCUGCCCCGCGUGCGCCGCCUCACCAAGGUGUCAGCACUUUCCCGGUGACGGCCUCUGCAACCGCGUUUUCCAGCUGCAAGAUUCGAGCAUCUCGCACCCGCCAUGCUUCUUCUGCGUCACCAACGUCCCGGCUCCGGCUCCGGCCCCUGCCAGGUUCCCCACAUACUGGCCGACGUUCCCUCAUUCGUCUCCGUUGCCCCCUGCUGCGGAGCCGCUUCUCUCAUCCCCGGAGCAGAUCUACCGCGACACGGUAUGCGGGUUCGAAGCACAGCACCAGAGCGGCCCACCUCCCUUACCGCCGCACCCUCCGCUGCAGACGGGCUGGUGGGUAGACUGCGACUACGACGAGGCAGUGACGGAGCUCAGCGUGAGCGAUGACGGCCGAUUGCAGAAUGAGGAGCCGGUAGAGACGGCAGAGGAGGAAGUAAGCACCGGUGGCGUAGCAGACGGAGAAAAGCCCAGCACCGGCAACAAUGCCUCGGAGUCGGACACCGCUAGAUAUGUCCCUGGACCCGACAAUAACGCGCCCCGAACGGGCGAGAGCAGCCCGAUUUAA